Acanthaster planci (crown-of-thorns starfish) is the source of this 9796-nucleotide messenger RNA. It is a transcript of the gene cttnbp2, whose product is annotated as cortactin binding protein 2. Gene Ontology annotation, molecular function: ATP binding; ATP hydrolysis activity; protein binding. The record is from RefSeq and is a predicted model, not a curated record. NCBI's taxonomy places the organism in Eukaryota, Metazoa, Echinodermata, Asteroidea, Valvatida, Acanthasteridae.
GUAGUAUAGAUUCUUGGAAAAUUGUGUUCUUGGCAAAGCCGAAGUGCCUCAAGUGCAUUAUCCUGGUACGCAGUACCGUGCGUCACACUCCUACUUCCUCAGAUGGGUCUGCUCAGAUUGCGGUCAGGAGAUGGAUAGACUGACAUCCAUGUAUACACAUCCCCGCCAGUGCAUCAUCCACUGUCAAAAAUUAUUCACGGAGCGGGAAUGUUGGCCCACUGUCAGAUGGGUGUGCAUGUAGAUAUUGCAGCCCGGGCUUCGAGGGAAGAGAUUUACUUGUUGUGUAGCAUUAUGCGUGCAUGCAUGUGGCUGGGCCCAGCCGAUGCAGUGGAUGCACCCCCUUGUCGUGGGCCGUCAAGUGGCUAGGUCAGGAGUCAGGACUCAAGGUGGCUGAGUGGACUAGGACCAAGGGUGACAAGGAUGUGACCUGAAUCAACAUGACACAGUGACCGGAGUCAGGAGUGAAAUAGUACAGCCGCCUCUGUACAGUAAUCUGAGUUCCCCCCAGAUCCUACUGAAUGUCCUGGUACUCAGUAUUGCUUGUCCAUGGAGAGACCAUCCAGGGGGAUCAUGAACUUCAGCAAGGCCGACCUGCUCCGUCUGCUGGGGCUGCUGGAAGCCGAGCUGCAGGCCAGGGAGUUAGUCAUUGUCAGCCUGAAGGCUGAGCGUGUCAAGCUCCUGCGACCGGCCGGCAGCCAGCAGCGCUACACCCUAGCCAACCCGUACACAGCCCUGGGCCGGGACCUGGACAGCGACAGCAAGGAUAACACCAACAGCAGCAGUGGCAACACCGAGGAGGACGACCAAGAAAACAAGGGGAGCAAUGCCUUGGCUUGCCUAGAGGCGAUGGUGGCCAAGCACAAGAAGGCCGAGGCCGAGAUGAGGACCCAGUUGGAGGGGUUGAAGAAGAGCCACGCGAAGGUGGUGGCAGAACUGGAUGAGGAGAAGAGAAAACAUGCCAGUGACACAGCCCAGGGGGAUGAUGUCACCUACAUGCUGGAGAAGGAAAGAGAGCGACUCGCACAACAGCUUGAAUUUGAAAGAGCACAACAGAAGAAGUUGGAGAAGGAGACCAAGAGAUCCCAAGCAGCUCUCAUUCAGGAGAGGAAGAAGCACCUCCAGUUUGCCAAAGUCAUUCUGGAUGAGCGCAAGGUUCUCUUGAUGGAACUUGGCGAGAUGAAGCAGCACAUGGAAGAACUGGAGGACAUGAUGAUUGUCAAGGAAGCUCAGCUGGCCAGCGCCAAAGGCUGCCUCCAGAAGGAACGCAAGCGGCUCACUAAGAUGGAAGCCGGCAUGGAGAAGCGGCUGUCCGAGUUCGACAUCGAGCGGGAGCAGCUUCGAGCCAAGCUCAACCGGGAGGAGAGCAGGACUCGGGAGCUCAGGGAGGAGCUGGACGUGGCCAACAACUGCAUCAAUGACCUGCAGCUGUCUCUGGCUGAAGCCAGGCACACUGAUGCUUCCAACGGCAACCAGCAUAAUCCCACUUCUGCCACAAAUGGUGGAGAUGCCAAGGGUAAGCCUCUGGGAAGGGUUACCGGGUCUCCAAUUUCAGCUGCUAAAACGGGAAAGAUCAGCACUCCAAGAGGAAUCAGGACCCCUCCUCGUUAUGACAAGUCAGAAGGCUCUUCCUCUGGUUCUGAGGAGUUGUGUAGCCCCCUUAGUCCUGUGACUUCUGCCACUAAGCAUGUGCCAGGAAAGCCUCAGAAGAACAGUUACCAACCUCAGUACGGCACAACUGUGAAACCAACAGAUGCAAGGAGCGUAGAAAGCGACAAUGGAAAACCAGAGGUGAAGGCAUCUGCCAAGCAAAAAGGUUCCUUGUUGUAUUCCAAAGGGAAUGGAAAGCCCUUGAGCCCAGCCUCAAGUCUUGAUCGAUUGAACAGAGCUCACACUUCAUCUCCCCCACCUCAGAGAGGCAGCAAAAUUCCAUCGAGCACUGGAAACACUACAAGAUCAUCUCUGAUGUCACCACAGCAAAACAGGAAAGGAUCUGCUGAAAUAGAGAAGCCAAGCCCGAGACAGCCACCAGCACAAGUACCUUCUCCAAAACCCACGGCAACCAAUCUAGUGAGACCCACGGCUCUGUCUAGCUCUCCAUUCCUGAGAGCGGUUGAUGCUUUUAAAGCUGGUCCCAAGAAAGCAGCGGGGCUUCCUGGAGCACAGCCGUCCCCAGUUGUCUUUCAGCCCGCCAACAAAGCUCCAUCUCCAAGUGUUCCCAAAGCUGCCGUGUCGCCCCUGGUGAGCACAACCAAAAAGCCGCAGACCUUCAAGCCACCAACACCAACCCAGCCAGCAAUGCCCGUCUCAAAAAUAAACCCACCGAGUCCAUCAAGCGCCAUCUCCCCCACUGGAGCAGAACCCAGCUCACAGCCCGCCAAGACGGGAGUCCAGCCGCCCACGUUCACACCCCCAGUCAAGCGCACUGUCUCCCCACGAGGUACCCCACCACCAGUACCGCCCAACAAGCCCACUCUCAUCCCACAAAAGACUAACGCUUCUUCUUCUCCAUGCACUUCUACUACCACAAUCACUUCACCCGCUACGACACCACUCAGCCGACCCGACGCCAACAAGAACACGUGCCCCCUUGCACCCCCUCCCGUAUCAGUGCGGAGGUCGGAUUCGUUAGUGGAAGCCCGUAGACAAUUUUACACCAACAAGCUGAGUGGUGGUCAAACUAACCCACGGGGCGGCGGCUUGGAUAACCAACUGCUAAUCAGUGCUAACAACAAUUCCAACAACUCAAAUGCUCUUGACACUCUUGCCAUUGACACUAAUGAUGAUUUUCUUUACGACGCCAGCGAGCAGCCUGGCCCACCUUUGCAAAACCAUGCCCAAGCUGCGCCCACUGCACAGAAAUCCACAACCCAGGUGGGUGGGGACAUGCAGUCAGUUUUAAAGCUCAGCGGGGCCACGCCCAUUCAUAGCGAUCAUGGCUUUUACCAUAACACCCUAGGGCCACGUCCUGAAGGUAGCUCACCUGUUAUAGCCCGGCUCCCCCCUUCCACUGCCUCCCCGAGCUCCCCCUUGCACCUGGCCGCAGUGGAAGGGGACACCGCCACCAUCUGUAGAUUAAUAGAGGAGAACCACAGCCCCACCAUUAGAGAAAUUGAUGGCUCUACCCCUGUACAUGCCGCGGCCGAGCAUGGCCAGUUAGAUUGUUUAGAAUUACUUUUAGACCUUGGAGGUGAUGCUAACAUAGCUAGGACCGAUGGUGUCACGCCCUUACACAGCGCUGCUGGACAAGGACAUGCUGGAUGUUUGAGUGCAUUGCUCGACAGAGACUGUAACCUCUGCACCCCAGAUUCCCUCGGCUGGUACCCACUCCACUGGGCAGCAGCUAAUGGUCAUGCAGAAUGUGUCAGAAUCCUUAUUGACCGUGGAGCACCGCGAGACUGUGUCACAAAGGGUGGAUGGACCCCCUUACACUGUGCUGCCAAAUACAGCCACGCUGAAUGUCUACAAAUCUUACUAUACCACGCAUAUCCCACUGCUGCCACCACAACCCAUCCUGACAACAGCCAACCUGCUGACAGGGCUGUGUCAUGUGACCUGCUCAACAUGGCAGACCAAGAGGGAUGGACAGCCGCUCACGUGGCAGCAUCGACAGGGCAAAAAGAGUGUCUUGAGGUACUGUGUAACUAUGGCGACCUGAACCUGGACGCACGAGACAAGUGGCGCAAAACUCCAAUUGACGUUUCAAUAGACUCUUGCAAAGAAUUCUUCUCAAAUUUAGUGGGAAGGACAGUACAUGUUUCCAUCAGCCUGGGAGGAAAUACCAAUAACUUGCUUAGCAACCAGAGAGAGGCAAACCAAUGCUAUGUCGCAGGGCAGCUGACUGUACGACCCGGAAUGACCUGGACAACCUUUGACCGCUGUAUGGCAUCAGUUCUGUGCAGUCACUCACGGGAUUUAGAAGGCUACGCUCGGUUGAAAUCUGAACCAGACAAUGAAAGUGACGAAGGUUCUGACUGUGGCCAGGACCUUGGGUUGAAUGCUGGUAGUAUCGAUUCCUAUGUUGCAGGCAAUUUGCAGUGGUCGCCGGGCAAGGGCCCGCAGAGCAUGCAACCUUAUGAACUGUUUGGCUUGACCACUGAUGUCGUAGUGCAUCUGUGUGGGAUAGACGCAGGACGACUCGACCAGCUUGCGUAUGAAACACUGAUCCCAACGGCCACCCUACAGAAUUACGUCAGAUUGAUUGAACAGUAUAAGAGUGUUGUGUUCUACGGCCCGGCAGGUACCGGGAAAACUCUGUUAGCAUCAAGACUUGCAGAGUAUGUCAAGACCAAACAGCAUCAACUGAACCUCAAGAGCACCAUACACCACAUUGCCCUACAUUCCAAGAUGAAUCAGCAGGACCUCACCAAGCUACUGUGCAGUAAAGGAGUUUUCAUCCAGUCCUCUGACCUCACAACGCCCAAGGCCUUCCCAAUCCUAGUAAUAGAUAACCUGGACAAGUCCACACUGCCGGGGGUGUUAUCAGACCUACUGAAGGGGCUUGAGCACAGAGGCACACAGCAGCCAAUCCAGUUGUCAUCCCCGCAAGGCAGUGGGCAAUUCCACCUGCAUCCAGAGUGCACUUUUAUUUGCACCAUGGACAAGAGCAGCUCAGGAUUGGACCUGUCCAGCCAGCACUGCUUCCGAUGGGUCCAGCUCCACCACGACCGGGAGCCUGUGGCCAGCACUUUACCCCGCUACCUCCUGCGGCGGCUGGUCAGCCACACUGGCGGCCGUCUCCCCCAGGCUGAGGACCCCGCCUACCGUGCCAUGGAGUGGGUCUGUCACGUCUGGCAGCGCCUCAACGACUGUUUCCUGCGGCUGAAGCUCAAGCCUGCCCUGCUUGGCCCCAGACACUUCCGCGCCUGCCCGGUGGACUCGGAAGGGCCAAAUUCUGUGUUCAGGUGGUUUUGUCUGUCUUGGAACCACGCUAUUGCACCCCAGAUUGAGGACACCCUCCGCAGAAAGAGCUCGUCCAACUCCCACAACUACCAGCGCCUGGUCAGCACCACCCUCUACGUCUUGCUGCAGCGUGCCGUCUUCCCUGGCUGCCCCUUCACAGGGGAAGAAGCAGACGACUACAUGUCCAGUUUCAGGGGAGUGAACGAACUCCUAGCCCAGCUGUCGUCACAGAAAACCAACAGCCUGAAACGCUCCCCCCGUCGGAGUAAAAGUCUGGAUCGCAACAAGAGCAGCAACAAAGCAGCAUUGAUGGCCAGCAAACGGCAGUCUGCCUUGGACCUAGACAGUCAGCAUGCAGAUUUGCAUCGCAGCACAAGAUCAAUGAUACCGAGGCGAGUUCCCAAAUCGCAAUCCAAAUUAACCAGUGACGGUAACAGCAACCCCGUGGGCACAAUCCAGCAGGAUCUGAUCCCAUCCUCCCCCAUCGAAGACUCUGAUCUCCUGGAGUCCCUCCUGCAGCUACAGGGCUGUCCCCUGGACUCGGACAUGGACCAACUCACCCAGCUCCAGGAGAACCUGCUGGGGAGGAAGCCCGGAGGGUCGGGCGCGGGGGCAGGGGUGGACAAGGCUGCGGCGGACAAGGGGAAGAAGACCGGGGACCCAGGGGCAGGCUCUGAGAAGCAGAUGAAGCGGCCUAGUCCCGACGACGGGACAGCGGGGGCACCGGGAGGGGCCGCAGGGCGGCAUGAGAAAUUACGGAAGAAGAACAAGGACGAAGAUGGGGUGUGGGACGUUUGGGAAGAAACGGUGUAGUCGCAGGCACAAUUUUCGGUGUCGUGAACGGGCCAGUUUGGUAUUUCAAACAGGCAAGGUUAUUUGAGAAUAAAGCACAUGUGGGAGUCGGCGUAUGAGUGUGCUGAUAGGGUAGACCUUGCGCUCACACCUUACUACUUCUGAAUAACCUUGGCUGAGCUUCAUUCUGGACAUGCACUGUUAUACCAAACUUGCUCAUGAGUGAAAGUGGUCUCAUACUGAAAGUCAUUGUGGCAUGGAGGUUUUAAAAUGGGAAAUGAACCCCUCAAAAUCCUUUUGGCUCCCAAGAUGGAAUACAUCUUUCCUUGGGCGUAUUAUCAGAUAUGAAUGAUGUGCUACUGAGCUUGUUUCUAAUAUCCAUGCACUUACAGUCUGCUGUACCUAGUGGAAGAUGGCAUUACAGUUUGUCGGUUCAGUUUGUGCCCAUUCAACCUUUGAACAGAUAAAGAAAGAAAAAAAGGCACUGAAAUUUUAUUCUUGGGUUGCUGGACAUUUGUGCGGAAAAUCAGGGAGUUUGGAUCAAGAAUGUUUGACCCUCACUAGUCUUCAGCAAAACUGGUCGGUAGUUUCCAGACCCUUGUGACAUGCUGAAAUAAAAUCUUCUGGAGCAUGUGUUUUUGUCAGGCAGGAGACCCAGUAUUCAGCAUGAAAGUCUGAUUUCCUUGGGGAAAAAAAGUAUUGAAAUGUAUUGUACAUUGUUUAUAUGCUUCUGAUGUCAACAUUCCAAAGGGUGGAAUCUUAUAAACAGUGCCCAAAUUCAGCUGAAAUUUCCCCCAUUUUUCAUUUAAAGUACAUUUUGCAGAAGUAUACUUCUGUAUUUUGAAAAGAAAACUGUGCCAAUAGUUGACAGAUGGUUGCACUUCAGUCAAUGAAUGCCAUCAACACGGAGGAAUUUAUCACUAAUAAAUGCCAUUUUAUGAAGAAAGAAUAUCUCUGUGCAAGGCGUAAUAUUUAUGCCUACCAGUAAGAUACAGAUUCCUGAGGUGACUUUCCUGUGUCAUUUGGAUUGACCUUAUCAAUAUGCAUGACCUUGAUAGUCUGGUAACCAGCCUUCUCAGCCAAGAAAUAUGCCUUCCAGUCAGCUUCAUACAGCCCACCUUUUUACUAUUUGUAUGCUGCAUUGCUCGUUCAGGCAGAAAAUAUUUUAUACUAUUUGUACAGUUUGACUUUGAGAAAGCAAAAAAAAACACUUGAGAUGAAAAUGUGCCUAUAUGUGCGUCAACCAGAAUGCCUUUUUCUCAUGAUCUUACAAAGCAAUGGAUUUAUAGUGUUUGUAAGGCUUAUCACUUUUUAAUGGCCAAGGAUUUGACAUCUGGGUUCUUCCACAGAUAUAAGAUAAAAAAGCAAAAAAGAGGUGUAACAAAGUUCAAAAAAGAUACUGUCAACCUUUCUAGAAAACUAAAACAUGAUUUGGUGCAUUCAUGCCUGAAUGUUCUCCUUGAAUGUGCUAAACCUUUACCAAAAUGCAUUGAAAAUUAUUUUGACAAAAAACUUGAACAAGUUCUCUUGAGAGGGCUUCCACGCCUUCUAACAGAUCCCUCUGUUGGAUUGUCCAUAUUAUCUCCUUCCAAUCCGCUAGUUCCCUGCGAUCCUCAUGUCCAGUUUCAAAUGCACAACUUUUUUUCGCACAAUGUUCCACGUGAUUUGGGCUUCUCGUUAGAUUUGGUCAGGAAUAGUUGGUAUUGUUCCUGGUAGAAGAGCAUUCGGGAAUGUUUUUGUUUUGUUUGAAAACAGCAAAACAGAUGGUUCAAUUGUAUAUUCCACCGAUCAUCAAAUUAGUUGUUUACUUGAUCAUAUGAGAAUAAUGUCCCGGCAAAUAACGCGACUUUGUGGGAUUAUUUUCCGAGUUGAGACCCUCAUAAACGAGUAAUCGCACAAAUUUCCUCAUCUUUUCAGCUUCACCGGCAAAGUUGCCUUUCGUUUCGUAUGACGGAAGUUCUUCCACUCUUGAAGUUUGUUAACAUUUGUAGUCAAACUUUGUACUGAACACUGUAUGUUCUGAGGGCAGGAAACCUGUUCAUGAGUCUUUACUGAUGGCAGAUCAUAAUUGCUUUCUUGUCUCGUUGAUUGUGUAUUAGUUGUUAAGCUUGAUAUGAAAUAUUUGUCAAAUAAAAUUGAAAACUGUAAACACUUCAGGGAACACGGACGUAGUACCAAAGUUACUUGCCUAAAAAUGAUUUACACCCUUGUGAGAAAAAGUGUUCAGGUAGGAUUUUGCUGUGUUCCUCAUUUCGUUGAAGUGUUGAAUUUCAAGGGUUUUUAUUGUAAAAGUUUCCUGUAGAUAGUAAAGAAAUAUAAUAUUUGUAGUUAUCCCUUGUGACUUUAAAGGAUCAUGUGCUUUAUUUGGAUUUUUCUCAUUUUAAAAUUUUACCAUUAGAAAAAAAAUUCUUCUACACAUAAUGGCUACUCUAAUUUGGGGUCCGGUCAGAUAUUAUUUCCAGCCCGAUUUAACUGGCCUUGUUUCCAUUGUGCACCAUCUGUAGGUCAGUGAUGUUUCUGUGUUUUUUUAAAUAAAAUUGUUUAAUUGGACUGGAGAAAAGCAAUACGUGUCAUAAUGUUGAAGAUAAUUUGCUGGCAUUGUAUCAAUUUCAGCAGUCUUUAUAGUGAUGUUCUGUACAGGGUUAGAGCCACCGAAAUUCUUGUGUUAAAUUAAUGUAGGCAUUAGUGUUUAUAAAAACUUUUAUUUGUAUAUAAGGUAUGUGUAUGCAGCAGAGUCAUGUGAAUAUAGUGUAAUGUUAAUUAUUGGUGUUUAUAUUCUUUUUUUUUCUUUUUAAAUCUUGGCUUUGUCUCCGGUUGCAACUCUAGCUCCAGCUUUGUUUAUGUAAGGUCGUUGUCUUGGAGAACUCCAAAUCAAUCAUCGGUCGUCUGCUUUAGAUGCCAUUAGUAUUUAUCAUCGGCACUAUUCAGAUUUAUUGUUCUUUUGUUGCUGUGCUGCCGGCCGGCCGUAAUUUACCAACCACUCACUGGCUGGCAAUACUGUGCUGACGCAUAAGAGAGGUCUUUCGGCAGUGCCUUGUGAAUUAUCCAAUUCUGAAGAGUGUUGUCACUAAAAACCAUAUUUUUUUUGUAUCGCUUUGUUUGGAAGCAUUAAGACUUUUUUGGUCAAUGUAUUGUGUGGUGGUAUUGAUGUGUAAGACCUCUGCCCAAAACUUAGAGAUUCGAUGUGUAGAGGUUUUUUUUUUUCCAUUUUGUAUCUUGUUUCGUUGACGAUAUUUCGUGUAAUAUUUGCAACUUCUUCAGGUAUCUGUAAAAGUGACUACGUGUUGAGGAAUUUGCGUUUAAAUUGCCACAUGAGCUGUUAUAUAAAAAAGUAGUACUUGACAAAUUUUUUUCCUUCAAUCUUUUGAGGUUAUCGUUUUAGGAUACUGUACUCUCUCACCUUGUGAAGAUUGUAGUCAGUGUGAACGUUUAUGUAUUGUGUAUGAAUAUAGUUUCUGUUGAAUUGUCGACUGCAAUAUUUUUAUCCCGCCUCAACUUAAGAAUGACAGCAUAAUUACGCACGGAAUUCCCCUGUUUACUAAAUGAAAAGAAGUCUGAGAUUGGAAGAUAUCCUGAAUUUUAUUGCUAGUUAUUGUUCCCUUACCAAAACCAACAGGGUAUAUUCACCACCUGUGGUGUUUAUACAGGUGUUUGAGUUUCUGGCCGCAUCUGUUGUAAAAUAUAAAUGUCGAUAGCAUUUUCAUAUUUUCCUGACAUACGCCAUAUGGUCAGCACGAGAAGUAAACCUUUUUAGCAAUGACCGUUGCAGCAUAUUUGAAGUUAACCUCAUUAAUUAUGUACCGAUGUGCAUUAAGAGGCUGUCCUUGUAUGCUGUUAUUUUAUUGUUAUUAUUUUAAAAGCUUGUUGGAAAUUCACGAAAAGAAAAGGAAAAAUGGCAAAACGACUAAAACUUGAUGAGGGAUUACUCUGCAUGGCCACAGCAGAAUGAUUUGUAUCGGGACAGUUUUAUGACAUGAAUUUAUUGUGUAAGUUUUUUUCCUGACUGUAUUUAUACAACAAAGUGAUUUGCUGGGAUAGUUGCUCUGGAAUAAAAAACUCUUUGUAAAUUUUCAAUCAAUAAACAGUAAUUACUUCUGUUGCAAGA